AUGGCCUCUGUGGAUAGCAUCUCCGACCCAUCUACUGCUGUAGACAUGAACGAUGCCCAACCAGAUCAUGUGCAGCCACUGUUGACCAGCCAUAUGUCCCUCGAGGCUCCAUUACCCGCCUAUUGGUGGGGUGAUGGCGACUUCUCCGGUAUACCGAAAAUGGACCAUGCAUUCGCGGAUAACCUCUUCCCGUACCCCCAUGCAAUGGGUGCUGCGUCUUUCCCCGGGAAUGACAGUUUGGUGAUUUCUUCGGCCAUCCUGCCGACAGAGAGUGACUUCUUCAGUGGUGCAGCCUCGCUGCGCAGUGGAUCACUGCUCGGCGCUUCUGUUCCAUUGCAGGAUGGCUCCCAGUCGGGAUCGCUCUCCAUGACCCAGCAGAGUCAACGUAUGACAGACGAGGAGGUGAGUUCUCUGGGGCGGACGGUCCGGGUCACCUCAUCUUCCGCCACUCCUUCACCGUCGGGCUCGGGCGACACAUGCGCAAAGACCCGAGCAGUCUGUGUCAGUAGGCGCAAUGGCAUCUGCGCGAAUACCCAGGUCUCAUCUUUGACUGGGACUUCUGGUCGCCAUUCGUGCAUCACCGACUGGACCAUUGUCCUCUGGGGGGGCAUGGUGGAGCCUAUGGCCAAUGCCUUGGCAUGUGUUGAGGCGUAUGCCAGUUCCGCGGGGCCGAACUCAGGCUUUGUCCAUCGCAUGAUCACGCUGGAACGCGAACGGCUGGUACGGAAGUUCAACACAUACACCAACACCCCCGAGACCUGUCUGGAUGCCCUGCAUGCGGUUUGUAUUUACCAGACCUCGGGCCUCUUUGGUGACCAAUUCUUGCCGGCGGUCAUUAAGAAGACACGCUUCCCACCGGACGGCGAGGGACGACCGCAGGAUGAAUUCGUGAAGGCGGCGGAAGGCCAGAGCUCAUUUCUCUUAAAGACGACCCGGCGUCUGGACCGUCUCCACGCGAAAACUAUGCAUAUCCACCACCAGGACAAGAGUGACUGGGACCGAUGGAAGUUUAUCGGAUCCCUGCGUCGCAACCUGCUCUUCAUGCACAUCAUCAACGUGUUAGAGUCCAAGACGCGGAAGCUGAACGAGACGUAUUUUUAG
This is a messenger RNA of Aspergillus tanneri, 1101 nucleotides long. RefSeq lists its product as uncharacterized. The coding region runs from base 1 to 1101 and encodes 366 amino acids. The record is from RefSeq and is a predicted model, not a curated record. The transcript is spliced from 3 exons. NCBI's taxonomy places the organism in Eukaryota, Fungi, Ascomycota, Eurotiomycetes, Eurotiales, Aspergillaceae.